AUGAAGUUCCUCAACACCAUCGCCGUCCUCACUGUCGCCAUCGCCCCCAUGUGGGCCCAGCGAACUGCCAGUGAAAUCGCAGCCGACAAGGUUGGCGCACUUAACUUGCACAACGCCGCCAGGCAGAACGUGACCGGCAGCCGUGGCCCCCGCGCCAACCUCACCUACUCGUCGGUGCUGGACAGCUCGGCGGCCAGCUACGCCCAGGAGCUCGCCAGGCUUGACACCGGCCUCGUGCACGCCUCCAACCGCAACGGCCAGGGCGAGAACCUGUACUAUACCAGCAACUCGAACCACUUGACGCCCUUCCAGGCCGCGUCCAAGGCCUGGCUGGACGAGAAGCCGUUUUACGACUGCCGCAACAUCAGCGGCACUGACCCGGACUUUGGCAAGUUUGGACACUAUACCCAAGCAAUCUGGCGCUCGACCACUCAGCUUGGAGUCGGCAUGGCCAAGGGAAGCAAGACUGGCCGUCUCUAUGUUGUUGCGCGCUAUCUCCAACAGGGAAACAUCGUUGGCCAGUCGGCUUGUUAA
This is a messenger RNA of Pyricularia grisea, 534 nucleotides long. RefSeq lists its product as uncharacterized. NCBI's taxonomy places the organism in Eukaryota, Fungi, Ascomycota, Sordariomycetes, Magnaporthales, Pyriculariaceae. The transcript has 4 exons. The record is from RefSeq and is a predicted model, not a curated record. The coding region runs from base 1 to 534 and encodes 177 amino acids.